GCUCCCAUUUAUAAGUCCGUGGUCGUAGCGGGGUUCGCAGGAAAUAUGGACAGAGAUCAGGCGCGCGUCUCUCUGCUUGUAGUUGGAGUGCUGCUCACCGGCACUGUGAUUGCAGUGCUCGCAGCCAGUCGAGCCGCCGGCGACACCAGUGCUGAGCCUGGGCUAGCCGGCAGCAUGGGCACCGCCUACAGAGUCGACGCGGCUACGGCGCCGCAGAAGCUCACACCGGUGGUGCACCGUCGCGUGCUCGCCAGCCUCGGCAACUCGGUCUUCGACCCUAACAGGCCGGCAUGCACCGGGCAGUGCGGGGGCGCGGGGCAGCCGUACACCGGCCGGGGAUGCGUGCGUGCGUACCAGUGCCGCGGCUAGCGCUAAGUUAGCACCGCAUCUGACAAGACGCACCGACGCAAGCUCACUCGAUGGCAUGCCGUCAAACUUGUACGCGUCCCGAAUAGUACGUGCAUACACCCCUUGGUAGUUGUUAUAGUACUAGUUGAUUGGCCGUAACUCGUAAGUGAUUGAUCCUUGUACGUGAUAAAUUUGUUAUUGUUGCUUGGUGUAAAAUGUUCUCAUGUCUAAUGCUAGAUUAUACGUUAUUCCU
This is a messenger RNA of Triticum urartu, 601 nucleotides long. RefSeq lists its product as uncharacterized. NCBI's taxonomy places the organism in Eukaryota, Viridiplantae, Streptophyta, Magnoliopsida, Poales, Poaceae. The record is from RefSeq and is a predicted model, not a curated record.